Fulvia fulva is the source of this 804-nucleotide messenger RNA. RefSeq lists its product as uncharacterized. The transcript has 2 exons. The record is from RefSeq and is a predicted model, not a curated record. NCBI's taxonomy places the organism in Eukaryota, Fungi, Ascomycota, Dothideomycetes, Mycosphaerellales, Mycosphaerellaceae. Bases 1 to 804 code for a protein of 267 amino acids.
AUGGCACCCACUUCGGCGCCCAUGCCAGCAACGACGACACGGAGAUGCUACCUCCUGAAACUCCCUGCAGAGCUGCGUCUGGAGGUCUACGAGUACCUCAUCCAACCGCUCGGUUUCGACAUCGUUUCCGAUAUUGACAACAAGACGCCCACCAUGAGCGACUCAGAUGCAGCUGCAACGCGCUUCGAGGCACAACCCAUCGGCAACAAACUCUACCCACAGAUUCUCCGCACGUGUAAGAGCAUCUAUGAUGAAGCUCACCCUCUCUUCCAUCGCGUCGAGUAUCCGAGAUUGAAACCAGCGAGCGGUGGCCCCGGAGCCUCUGCUCGCACAAAGCGUCAGAAAGGCUUCUUGAAUCUUAGCUUGCUUCACCGAUGGACCUGGGUCACACGAAUCGAGUUAUACUUGGUCAUCGCGCCCUAUUCGGCCCAGGAGGAUCUGGCCCACAGCUUGCUCCUCGCCGCAAAUAUGGUCCCGUCGCGCCCCCAAACUCUCGCGAUUUCUGUGGACCACUUUCUACAUAACGAAAAGUUCGGCUUCGCAGCAUUGAUGGACAUGAUCGAGGUCUGGUCAACGAGGUUGCAACCAUUAAAUGGGUGCAAAUUCGAGCUCAUGCCAAACAACCAUCCGAUUUCGCAGCACAGUUGGGGCAUUGGCGACAACAACAAGCAGUGGCAUGAUGAAGAUUCUGGAGAGCAGAAGUCCCUAAAGGUCACUGAUCUUGAUGCUCGAGAUGCCGCAAGCUACCGCGCCAUACGCGACUCUAUGCAAAAGGCAUGGACCAUGCCUAUGUUGUCAGAGUGA